AUGUUGACAUCUGUGUACCUACUCAACGAAGUGAAGAAAAAAGGGAGAGGAAAUGAGAUUAUAGGAGAAUAUAUCCAUAUUUAUAGCGGAGUCCCGAAAGAUGCAAGAGCAAAAAGAGGGGUGUCCAUAGCAGUACACAAAAAGCUGAGGAAGAAUAUAAGAAGCUGGGAAGAAGUCGAUGAGCAGAUAAUAAAACUGGAGAUAUUUAAAAACGGUAGAAAAAUUGUUAUAAUAGGCGUGUAUGCUCCCAGUGAGGACUCAGAUAGGGCAACAAAGGACCACUUCUACAACCACUUCUACAACACCAUAUCUGACAUCGAAGACAAUAAAGAGAUAUUCAUACUAGGAGACCUGAAUGGUCGAACGGGACAGAAAAGUAACGACCCUGUGGUAGGACAAUACGGCGAAACCGCUUUGAACGAUAAUGGACAGCGCCUGAUAAGCUUCUGUCAAAGUUCAUCCUUAAAAAUAAUGAAUGGAUAUUUUGCCCAUAGACAUCCAUAG
Molecule: messenger RNA, 504 nt
Organism: Coccinella septempunctata (seven-spotted ladybird)
Lineage: Eukaryota; Metazoa; Arthropoda; Insecta; Coleoptera; Coccinellidae
Product: craniofacial development protein 2-like
Exons: 1
Coding region: 1-504 (167 amino acids)
Source: RefSeq, a predicted model, not a curated record